AUGAUAGAUAAAUUAGACAUCUUUGGUAGUUAAAUCUUUCUAAGAUUUAACAAAUAACAAACAUAUAACACAAGAUUAGGCUCAUACUUUACCCUCAUAAUAUAUGUACUUAUCUCUUACAGGCUAUUUGGAUUAAUUGUAGAUCUAGUUUAAGGAAAUAAUCCUGAGGUUAUCUACAACGAAAGAUAAGUUGAUGAUCCGGCUAUAUUUAAUGCGUCAAGCAAAAAUUUUCCUUUAGCAUUUGGAACUGAAAAUCCUAAAGAUUUCAAUCACUUUAUUGAUGAAAGCAUUUAUACAAUCACUGCUUUUUGGAACUAAAAACUUUUAACUUUCGAUGAGACUACCUAGUAGUAUAUCUCGACUUGGUAACAAAAUAGCAUAAAUGUUUAACCUUGCACAAUUGAAAAUUUCUAAAAUCUUGAAAACUAAAAAUACUAUCUUCAGCUUAACUAUACUAAUAUGUAUUGUCUUCCUCCCGAUUUUGAAUUGCCAAUUUAAGGGGACUUUCCUUCUAAAGUUUAUUCAGAAAUUCAGAUUACAGUGAAGAAGUGUACUAAAAAUUGUUAAUCUUAAGAAAUUUUAGACAGUUUUCUUUAAAAGUCUAAUUUUGGUCUUUAGCUAUCUGAUUCCUAUGUAGAUCCAACUAUUAGUAACAAUCCAUUCAAAAUUUACUCCAGAGAUAUGUUUUGGUCUACUAGUACUGAGCUCCCAAAAGAUGUGUAUAUUUACAUCCGUAAUAAUUAUGUUUACAGCGAUUUCGGAUGGUUUUUUCCUAAUGUGGAAACUUAAAGAUUUCCUGCUUAUAGUUUUUCUGAAAACUAUGAAUAUCCUCCAUCAUUUUAGGAUUAUUUUCUUACCAUUCGUUUCAGAUUUGAAAAGCAAAAAGAGAGUGUCUAUAAAAGAUCAUAUAGAAAAUUCAUUUCUAUUUUUUCUGAAAUUGGAGGAUUUACUUAGAGUUUUCUUGCAAUUGGAUAUGUGCUUUGCAAAAAAGUAUCGCAGACAAAGUUAGAUAUUGACCUUAUUAACAAAGCAUUUAAAUUUGAAGAGAAUUUAAAAAGUAAAUAAUAAAAUGAGGAAAAAGAAGCAAAUGAAACAAAACAUGAAUAACAAAAACAGGGAAAUAAAAAAAAGCAUAAAAAGUCAAAAUAAAAUUUAGAAAAUAAAAGCAGCUCAAAAGUUAGUUUUAACACUAGUAAUGAUAAUUUGAGAAAAAAUAAUUUAUAAAACUUUUGUUUAAAAAGUUAAAUAAAUGAAAAUGCUUAAAAACAAGUUCUCCUGGAAAGACCCCCAAAAAAAAACCUUAUUUAUUAGGAGUAAAAAUCUGAUAAAAUUUAUUGCAAUUUAAAUGAAUAAGAUGCAGUUUUGGAAUAAAAGGAAAACAAAAAAAGCAAUUAAUUAAAAAUUUCUUAGCUGAUGAUGAGCUAUUUUCAAGAUUAGAGCACAAUAUUAAAAAAAUCAGUUGGGGUAACAGAUUAGUAAAUUAAUAACUUAUAAAACAAAGGGUUUUCUGAAAAAGAAUAAGAUAAAAGCAAAAAAUAAGUUGAGGAUAAGUUCAAAAAGCAAUUUGAUAAUUAAAUGAAUUCUAUGUAGCUUAGCAUUUGGUAGUAUUUUAAAUCAAGCAUCUUUUGUUAUUUUAGUAAUUUUUACAGGAAGUAAAAAUAUAUAAUAAAUUAUAGCAGAGAAAAGCUUUAUUAUAACAUUGAUAUAUUCAACAUUAUCCAUAAAUUAAAUGAAUUAGAAAAGUUAAAAAGACUAAUUUUUGAUCAAGACCAGCUCAAAUUGUUUGACUACUUGCCUAAGCCCACCAUCUAAACUGAUAUUUUUAUGAAAUAAAAAGAUAAAAAACAAAAUAUAGAAAUUGAUUUGCUUUAUCAAGAUAAUAGAUCAGAAUUAUAAAAGGCCUGUGAAAGUUUUUAAGCCUACCAAAAUAUAGCUUAUAAAAGUGAUUAAUCCACUUUAGAUCAAAAACUAAUCAACUAACUUGAUCCUGCUCUUAAAAGAAUGUUCAAAUAGCUAAACGAAAAAUCAACAGUAUUCUAAAAUUAAAUAUCAUAAAAUGAAGAAAGUAAAACAACAUCUUUUUAAAAUUUAACUGCUUCAAUGAAAUAAUCAAUAAACUUAUCAAAUUAAAACUAAAAUAAUAAUUUAAGCAAGCUUGGAAGAGAUAAAAAUUCUUUUAGACUCAUUUUAAGCCCUUAAGCAUCAUCUAAAAGUAAUAUAACAACAUUCAAGUGUAAUUAAUUUGAAUAAUAAUAAUAAUUCAAUCGCAUAAAAGAUUAACAACCCAAAAAACGAGACAAUCAAAAUCAAUAAUUUAGCAAUUAAACUUAGGAGAGUUAAAUUUAAGAAGAUGAAUUUGAAGAAAUAUAUCAAAAUAAUAAAAAAAAGAGGUUGAAUACUUUUGUAAGUAAAAUGAAUUAACUAUCUUAAUUAUGA
Molecule: messenger RNA, 2436 nt
Organism: Tetrahymena thermophila SB210
Lineage: Eukaryota; Ciliophora; Oligohymenophorea; Hymenostomatida; Tetrahymenidae
Product: transmembrane protein, putative
Exons: 2
Biological process (GO): reciprocal meiotic recombination
Cellular component (GO): nucleus
Molecular function (GO): double-stranded DNA binding
Source: RefSeq, a predicted model, not a curated record